Messenger RNA from Aethina tumida (small hive beetle), 591 nucleotides. RefSeq lists its product as uncharacterized. Bases 127 to 426 code for a protein of 99 amino acids. Lineage: Eukaryota; Metazoa; Arthropoda; Insecta; Coleoptera; Nitidulidae. The record is from RefSeq and is a predicted model, not a curated record. The transcript has 3 exons.
CCGUUCACGUCGCCCGUUCACCUGCAACAUUUCGCUGGCAGAUUGCGAUGUAAAUGCGAAUUUUUUCGUAGAUGAUCUCAGACUGGUGCGUUCUUAGAUCAGAUUUGAUUUUCACCCCGUGGAAAAAUGUACCAGAAACUCGUCGUUUGCGUUCUGUGCUUCGCACUUGUCGCCACCCUGCCCACGGUUUACAAGUACAACGACAACAAAUUACUGGAACCGGAUUUGGUGCCCGUUUCGUCGACGGUGAUUCCCCUGCCUAUUUACCAGGUCGGCUAUGGCAUCAACGUCGCACCCUCCAAGACCGAGACCAAGGCCAAGAAGCCCGACGGUCCGGUCUCUUUGGUCACAGUUUACAGUAAGAAAAAAGCUAGUGAAUUGACAAAAAACACCUCAACCACCAAACAGGGUAACAAAAAGGAGUGACUUCACCAUAAAACAGUAACAAAGAAGUAAUCCAUCCUAACAGGACUUUAUAACGGGGGUGAAGAUUGGUGAUCUAACGAAUUUCGACGAUUUUUUAAUUUAUUUCGAUUUGUUGUUAUUUAAUGUACUAAUAAUUGUUUUAAUAAAAUUGUAAAUAACAUAAAA